AUGAGAUCUGAAAGAGCAGUAAGGUACGAAGGUAAUAUGGAAUCAGAGCAGAUAUCUGACUAUCGCCAGCUGUCUUCAAAGCUGUAUAAAGAGUAUCGGCUGCUGCAUCUUGUGUGGCACAGAAAUAAGAAUCAGCAUCGAAGUGCGCUAUGGUGGAGACGUUUUAGCAUGUUGAAGAGGAAUUGUGCCCAAGUGGUGGAACUUCUGUCAAAGAAAAAGCUCCGAAAGGAUAGUGAUAUCAUCAGGUUGUAUAAGGUACUGGACGACUUGCAUUCAAGACAAGUCUCGAAGACGUAUUGUGAUUUUAAUGGAGUGAUUGCACUGGGCCAAUUUGUGACAUUGGGCGUGAUAUUAGUUGGUCUGCUGAGCAGAAUUUAUGGUAUCUAUGGGGAAUUGAUGAGCAUAUUUGAGGAGAAAUUUCAAAAAUUAGGAUGUCUUGACGGUCCAGGGAUACAAAAGACUAAACAAGAUGAUGUGUUACCGAUUGAUAACGUGUUGGGAUUUAAGUUAGAGGACUUUGGAGAAGAAAUAACCAUCGAAUCCAGUGAAGCGGUUCAGAAAGUUCCAAAGAAACUAUCAGAGGAAAAGCCUGCAGUGAAACCAACCAAGAAGAAAAAGAAGAAGAAAUCAAAAUCGGCAAUUGAUGAUAUAUUUGGUUAA
Molecule: messenger RNA, 660 nt
Organism: Torulaspora delbrueckii
Lineage: Eukaryota; Fungi; Ascomycota; Saccharomycetes; Saccharomycetales; Saccharomycetaceae
Gene: RMP1
Product: Rmp1p
Exons: 1
Coding region: 1-660 (219 amino acids)
Biological process (GO): nuclear-transcribed mRNA catabolic process, RNase MRP-dependent; maturation of 5.8S rRNA from tricistronic rRNA transcript (SSU-rRNA, 5.8S rRNA, LSU-rRNA)
Cellular component (GO): ribonuclease MRP complex
Molecular function (GO): rRNA primary transcript binding
Source: RefSeq, a predicted model, not a curated record